GCUUCACUCUCCACCAGAGCAUUGGGGAGCUUGAACAUGCAGGUUGACAAUUCUACAUUUGGAGAAGGAACUGUUUCUAAUAGUUGGGUUGGCGGGCAUACGUAAACCAAGAUAUAGUGGCCUUGGUGGUCUUGAAUCUGUCGAGUUUUUUAGGCUUUUCGGGGAGGCUUUGAAGAUAUCAGUUUGGUUGGGGAAAGAAUUUUGGGUUGUCAAUUUUGCGGAGUAGUGAGCUGUUCUGUCAAAGUGACUAUGACUAUGGGAGUAAAAGAUUUGUUGCAUCGCUCUCUUCCUGGCGCUGGUCCUUACAGUACGCGCUUCGCAGAUUAUCAGGCCAAACCGCCCGAUGUAGCAGCCUCGACACGUGUUCCCUCAUUGAAAAAUCAAGGGCGCACACUACCUCACAUUGUUGGUCUCUCACAUUCCCAUACGUCCUCCGGAGCUCUUACUUUGUGGCGUAGAGAUGUCCGUAGCUGGAGCUCACUGCAGUUCAACCCACUCCGAGAUGGCAUCACUAAACAAACUUUAUAUGGAAAACCAUUAAGAGCCAAGAGCUUGACAGUCGCUGCGGCUGCUUCAGGGAGCCCAAAUGGCAGCUCGGAGGGUGAGAAAGCCAAGCCAAAGACGCGUGCCAAACAGGAUGUAGCAACUUUGCGAGAAAAGCUUAACAACUUCAUAGACAAGUACUGGGGCUACUUGUGGCUUGGUGGACCAAUCGUGGCUACAGCUGCAGUUUUCAUUCCACCAGCCACCAUCCCUUUGAUCUUACUCUUGCAGAAAAAUUUCUUGGUUGGUCUCUUGGCCACCUUUGGUCUGGAUGCCCUCUUCGUUUUUGCAGCAGAUUUAUUCUUCGUGUUGGCGGAUAAAGCUGGCCACCAUCAGACAAAUUCCGGCGGGUCUCCUCCCUGGAUUGGCCCAUGGGAGUACACUGGGUACCCGAAGGGCGAGCCCGUGCUCACCAAAGUCGUUGCUUACGCUGGGGUGGCAAUUGGUGUCAUUGGGGUGAUCCUGUCUUUUUUCCUUGGCAAACUAGCAGUGGGCCUACCAGCUUUUGGUUCCUACUUGGCCUUGAUUUUUAUUCAGGUGGCAUAUGAGAAGCUACUCAUUAACGACAGGGUGCCAGCCUAUCCUCUCGUCCCGAUCGUGUACACAAUGUUCAGGUUCAAGCAAUUAGCAAGAGCUGCGGAGCUUGUGAUGGUAAUGGGAGGAGGAGCUCCAUUAACGUUCAUAAUUAAGGCUCUGACGAUUGUAUGGACAUUCUACUUGGCCAUGCAAUUGAUCCAGAUUCCGUGGCUUUAUUCCACGUGGAAUUCCAACAAGGUUGCUUAAGUUGAUCACAGAAAGUCCCUGCUUUGUAAAGUUUUCGUACUAAUGGUAACUGAGGCUCUGUAGAUGGUAUUCAUGAGAUUCUUAGAGGUAGUUUUCUUCCUGGGUUGUUACCGAGGUCUUGUUGGCCAAAAUCUUCUGAUCUAAUGGCAGCAUCUAUUGUUCUUACUCUGACA
Physcomitrium patens is the source of this 1499-nucleotide messenger RNA. RefSeq lists its product as uncharacterized. Lineage: Eukaryota; Viridiplantae; Streptophyta; Bryopsida; Funariales; Funariaceae. The record is from RefSeq and is a predicted model, not a curated record.